Molecule: messenger RNA, 5154 nt
Organism: Rhea pennata
Lineage: Eukaryota; Metazoa; Chordata; Aves; Rheiformes; Rheidae
Gene: KATNAL1
Product: katanin catalytic subunit A1 like 1
Exons: 11
Coding region: 101-1573 (490 amino acids)
Biological process (GO): microtubule severing
Cellular component (GO): microtubule cytoskeleton; microtubule
Molecular function (GO): microtubule severing ATPase activity; ATP hydrolysis activity; microtubule binding
Source: RefSeq, a predicted model, not a curated record
AUAAUGACUAAGCAUGGGAGUUCAACUAAGUAUUUCUUAUCAACUGAAAAAGCACUGGAAGGUGGUGCCUGACCCUUAGGAGAAGGAUUUCUGAGGGAAGAUGAAUUUAGCAGAGAUUUGUGAUAAUGCCAAAAAAGGAAGAGAAUAUGCACUCCUUGGGAAUUACGACUCUUCAAUGGUAUAUUACCAGGGUGUCAUCCAGCAGAUCCAGAGACAUUGUCAGUCAAUCAGGGAUCCAGCAAUUAAGGGCAAAUGGCAACAGGUCCGACAAGAACUAGUUGAAGAAUAUGAGCAAGUUAAGAGCAUUGUCAACACUUUAGAGAGUUUUAAAAUGGACAGACCUGCAGAUAUCCCUGUAUCCUGCCAAGAUGAGCCUUUUAGAGAUCCUGCUGUAUGGCCACCUCCUGUUCCAGCUGAACACAGGGCUCCACCUCAGAUAAAACGUCCCAACCGAGAAGUAAAACCUUUAAGGAAAGAAUCACCAGGACUGCAGCCACGUGGGCCUGCGGGCAGAGCACACCCAGCAUCAAAAAGCGAGAAGUCUACAAGUAGCCGAGAAAGGGAAUCUAGAGCUAGAGGAAGAGAUGACAAGGGAAAGAAAAUAACCCAGGAAGGUGCUGGUGAUGGGGAAAUUCCAAAAUUUGAUGGAGCUGGUUAUGACAAAGACUUGGUCGAAGCUCUUGAAAGGGACAUUGUUUCAAGGAAUCCAAGCAUUCAUUGGGAUGACAUAGCAGAUUUGGAAGAAGCCAAGAAAUUAUUAAGAGAAGCUGUUGUUCUUCCAAUGUGGAUGCCUGAUUUUUUCAAGGGGAUCAGAAGACCUUGGAAGGGUGUGCUAAUGGUUGGUCCUCCUGGCACUGGCAAAACAAUGUUAGCAAAAGCUGUUGCUACAGAAUGUGGAACAACAUUCUUCAAUGUCUCUUCCUCUACUCUGACAUCUAAAUACAGGGGAGAGUCUGAAAAGCUAGUCCGCCUCUUGUUUGAAAUGGCGAGAUUUUACGCUCCAACAACAAUCUUCAUUGAUGAAAUAGACUCCAUCUGCAGCCGCAGAGGCACAUCUGACGAACAUGAGGCGAGUCGCAGAGUCAAGUCAGAGCUGCUUGUGCAAAUGGAUGGGGUUGGUGGUGCUCUGGAAAAUGAUGACCCUUCCAAAAUGGUUAUGGUAUUAGCAGCUACAAAUUUUCCCUGGGAUAUUGAUGAAGCUCUCCGAAGGAGACUGGAGAAGAGGAUUUAUAUACCUUUGCCCACAGCAAAAGGCAGAGCAGAACUACUUAAGAUUAAUCUUCGGGAAGUAGAACUGGAUCCUGAUAUCAGCCUUGAAGAAAUUGCUGAGAAAAUUGAAGGUUAUUCUGGUGCUGACAUCACUAAUGUUUGCAGGGAUGCCUCUUUAAUGGCAAUGAGACGGCGUAUUAACGGCUUAACUCCAGAAGAGAUUCGGGCACUUUCUAAAGAGGAACUUCAGAUGCCGGUUACCAAGGGGGACUUUGAGCUGGCUCUGAAGAAAAUCUCCAAAUCUGUUUCUGCUGCAGACCUGGAGAAGUAUGAAAAAUGGAUGGCGGAGUUUGGAUCUGCUUAAUCUCAGUGACAGCUCUCUUCUGCUAGACUUUUAUGGCUUUUGCUGUUUUCACUUGUAAAAUGAGUUAGAAAUCUUCUUAAAGGUUUAAUGAAAGGUCUGCCUCUUUUUCUCCUCCCCUCCCCCUGCCCUUUCUGGUGACAGGAUCUCCUUUUAAACUCCAUUUGCAUUUAAAGGGAAUGAGCACUGUAAUGAACUUACAUUAUAAAUGAUAUUUUAUGUCUGAAGAGUAAAAUUGGACAAACAAGAAGGGAAAAAUUAUACUUUUGAGGAUAAUCUUUUUUUUUUUCCCAGUGAAAAGCAGUAUUACUUAUCUCCUUACAGUCAUCAUUCAUGACUGAAAUCAAUAAAUCAGCCAGGGGGAUGUGACUACAAAAGAUCUAACAUGGGCUCGCUGUUCCCCCUGCUCGUAGGAAGUGCUGCGUCUCUGCUGAGCUGCUGACUCUGCCUGCCUUGAAUAUGGCAUCAAAGUUGCUGUUUUCUGAUGUGGUUCUCUUUGCUUGAGUAUUCAGAGCAAAGCAUGGGGAUUAUUUGGCAUUAGAUAGAAGAAAUAAGGAUUGGUCUUCAUCAGGACAUUGGCUCAGCUCUCUUCUCUUGUACGCCCAUUUGUCAUUGAUGUCACUUCAGACUGGAUUAGUGUUACCUGUGACUUCUCCUAAUGGAAAUGAGAGGAAAAGCAAAGGGCCUUGAUUGCUUUUAGUUCAGUUUCUGCUUGACCUCUAAACAUAGUUUGUACCCAGACCAGUAGGCACUUUAACUUAAGUUACACCUUGCACUUUUAUACUUUGUAUCAUCAAACUAUACUUUGUGCUUUCUAGAUAUUAUUUAAGUACCAGGAGUUUAAUAUUGUAAAAACACUAGUAUCAAGGCUGUCCUUAAAAGAAAUAGCUAUGGGCUUCCACUUCUGAUUAGACAUGAACUCUUUCCUAGCUUUCCUAGGCAAUGGAAUUUGCACUUGUUUAUGUUGUAGAACUGUUUACAAUUAAUUAUUUUUUUUACAAAGAUUUCUUUAAAAUGUGUAUGUAAUUGAUUUUUGGAAAAUGAUCUCUGUGAUCUCAUUUCUCUUCUCACCUGUCUCUUCCCCUCCCAGUCCUAAAUACAAGUGCAAGUACAGGGACAAGAAGGGUUAGAUUAUAAACUCUGGCACAAGAAAUCCUCUCUCCAGAGUGUUGCUGCCAUGCUGACAGUGUGAUCGUUUCACAGACUCUGGCGGUGAAGCUGACAUAUGAAGGCUUCCCCUACGAGGAAUGAGAAGGAAAGGACAGAUUUACAGAGAAAUAGGCAAACUCUGAAAUUCACAGUGAUUUCGUAAGCUAUGCUCUGAAUAUCUCAGUGACCUGGAGGGGCUAUGCAGGUCAGUAGGUAUUCUGCAGCUGGGCUCUCUGCUGAGACUGCUAGAGAUGUAGCCAGGUGUGGUAAAGUGGAGUGAGAAACAGAUCUCUUUCAUGAGGUAAACCAAGUAUUCAGCACCAUCCACCUCCUUUUGAAUGGGAGUGUGUCUUUACUGCUGCUUCUUUUUGCUAGUUCUUGCAACUUGCAAAUAAUGUCAAUAAUUCAUCACACUGAUCUGAGCACCUUUUGGGCAUGACAUGUGUGAACCACUAAGGUAAAUGCUGCUCUAGUGUGUUUUCUGUUCAAUAGCAAGAACUGUCAAGAUAUAAACUUGACAGCUCUGCAGCAGCUAUCUGAUUGGGCUACAUUUGCAAUUUUUCCUGUCUGUCAGUAUAUAUUUUUUUCUUUUUUUUUAUAUGAAGAACAUAUCUUGGAUUGAUCGUGUCAUUUUAUAGGUCUGCCCCAAUUUGCAUGGAGAAACAUCAGGGAGAUUAAUAUUAUCAUGGAGAUUCUGUCAGUCUUUUAUUUGACAUGAAACUCGGUUGGGACUUUAGAAGCAUGUUUCCAUGUGGCACUCUAGAAAAAUGCCUCCUGGGAUUGGUUGAGACACAUAGCUGCUGUUCGUAUUUUUCUGAAGAAUGAAGUAUCUCUGCUAGCUAGCAUUAGGCCUUGUUAGACGUGAGGACAGUAAAGUUAGCACAGGAAGAACAUCAGCUUUUACCCUUUUCAUCUACGGGAAGGAUAAAAGCUCCAGUUCUUUUUUUCCUGACCAGUUUGUGUUAACAAACACAACACAGGUACAGUAGAGCCCUCGAGGUUCGCAGUAUGUUGGCUGUGAGACUAAGUGGAACAGUGCUCUCUGCACUGGAAGAUGAGCAAGCAGAAGCCGUGUUGACUCUUUAUAGUUCAUGGAUAAAUUUCUCCAAGGGCUAGUCUGUUCAUCCCAGGAAAUAACUAGACCUUUAUAGAGAGAAAGCUUUUAAAAACAUUGUGACAGUCUGUCUUUUUCUCCUUAUGAAAGCUGCUGGCUACAGCUGUUAUUCUUCUUUUGGUUUUACUGCAGUAGAAAUUAGUAAAACUAUGAGAUUCUUUUGUGACCAGUACUAGAAUAGCAGCUCAGGGGCUCUCACCUAGCCAGCUGGGGAGACUGUUGCUGCCUGAGGAGCUUAUGGUCUAGACACUGAAGCUCUGGAAAAGAAGAGACAUGGAAUAACAGUAAGUCACCCAUUCGACUGCCCACAGAGCAGUGCUGGGAUUCAGCAGCUGCUACUUAGAAAGAUGUAAGCAUCAGUUUUCUCAGUUUCAUUCUACAAACAGCAGUGCACCUUCUGCUAAUGAAAGUAGUGUUUAGCAAAAAUAUCAUUCUUUGACUCUUUGAUAAACCUUCUAUCUUAAAGUGUUAAACUGCCCUCUUGCAUGUCAGCAAAAUUUGUUAUACUGGAUAUUCCCUGUGGCUGGAACUGUUCAGGUGCUGCAGUCUUUUAGUCUAAAGGUAAUGAUCUCUACCCAGAAUGGGUUUUUCUCUAUAGGUCCAUUCAUCUGCUGCUGCUGCAGAAGUGAGUGAGAAAAUGAGUUUUCAGGCCACAGAUCUUUGUAUGUACAACAGUUGUGCCCGAGCACUGCAGCCAUGACUUGGCCCCCACUAAAGCAGGCACUCCACAAAACAAAGACCAUCCCUGCCCUGCUGAGACUUCUCAGCGUUGGGAGCUGACUGUAGGUGCUGACACUUACAGCUUCACCAAGACACAUGUAUGCACUCACCUGGAUGGGCUUGCAGGUUCGGUUAUAUGCUCAUGAGGGGAGCUAACAGAGAGAUACAACAAGGAGUGACCAGGAAAGGAAGGUCCGGCUAACAGCAGUAGUAACUCAAGGUCCCCAGGAUGAGCUUACAGGUCAGUGAGCAACAUGCAUCCAAUUUAUGUCCCACUGGGGAAACCCUAGUUUAGGGAUGGUUGAAUCAUCAGAGUGCAACAUACUAAUAUAUCACAGCCUGCUGCAACCAUGUGUUCGGUCUGUGUACGUAUGUAUGGAGAUAUAUAUGUAUAUGUGUGUAUAUAUAAAUAUACAUGCACACACACUGUUCAGUAUGUGGUGCUUCAGUAGUUUGUACCUAAAUUACACUAAAAUAUGUUUUAAAGCUGUGUUUUGGUGUCUCUUUCUAAACAUUUGUAAAUAUUCUCUUGAAUGGCACUGUUAAUUUUUGCAGAAUAAGCAGAUGGGUUGUAUGAAGUAAUAAAUGCAUGUGUAGAGUC